Molecule: messenger RNA, 1921 nt
Organism: Bursaphelenchus okinawaensis
Lineage: Eukaryota; Metazoa; Nematoda; Chromadorea; Rhabditida; Aphelenchoididae
Source: the annotation of a GenBank genome assembly
AUGGGACGAUCACGUUCUCGCGAGCAUUAUGAUAGACGAACUUCACGCUACCGUUCACGUUCCAGAUCUCGGAAUCGAUCACGCGAUCGAGAUGAACGAAGAUAUCGGUCGGACAGGCAUCGAAAAAGCCACAAAAGACGAAGAUAGUAAGUUAUUUAUGUUUUUUCUUUGAUUUUUAGGUUGUAUUAUUAAAGAGCAGUUAAUAAUUGAAAGGGGGAAGUGAUAAUGAUAAUAAAUUAGGCAGAAGAAGCGUUUUUUUUGACAGCACGGACCUUUUUGCCAUGGUUAACAUGGUUCUUCUCAUAAAAUCUUUAUUUUUCUAGCUCAUCGUCCAGAAGUCCUUCAGCACGUCGAACAAGGAGUCCCUCACCUCCAGCACGACCAAUCACGCCAGCUGAAGCGUUGGCUGAUAUAAAUGCCGUCCAUACAGUGACCGAUGAUCAGAUGCCUGACGACGUGAAAAAAGAUCUGUGCCAGCCAGAUUGGGCACCGAAUAAAAUGACUGGAGCUGCAUUAAAAUGGGUCACAGAGACAGUGAAUGAGCAGGCAAGUUUUUUGUUGUUUUAGGUUUAAAAACUUUAAAUUGAUUAUAAUGUGUUAUAUGGUUGUAUGUUAAAAUUUAAAGUUGUAUAACUCAUUGAAAUGUCAAUAUUUUUAAAAUGUUUUUUUGAUUAUUAGUAAUUUGAAAUGUUGUUCUUAGAUUAUGUAAAGAUAAAAGGAAUCAAGUUUGCUAGUUUUUUAUUAGUAGAGCAAACUAUAUUAUAGUAGACUCAAGGUCUGUUUUUCAGUAAAAGCCAUUGUUUAUCGUAAACAACGAGCUUGUGUUUGAUAUAUAGAGGAUAAAAAUGUUGUCUGAUGCAUAUUCUUUGUAUACUUUAGAACUUUAUCUUCUUUAUGAUCAUUCAAUUCGUGUAGCCACGUGUUUCUAUAAAUUUCAGGUGCAAAUUUAGAUCCGACCCGAAUCAUUAGAUGUAUAGCAACAAAUGGAAGCUGUGGUAGAAUGUGCGUACCCGCAAUUUCCCCAUGAUACCUAUAAAUUGUUAUAGAAUUGAGAGAAAACAUUGAAAUUAGCUUCUAAACAUUGUCUUAUCUAAAGUAAUAUUAAUUCUUUUAGAUGCGAGCACGAAACGAAGAGAUUGACACUAUUGUGAGAGACCGGAUUCAAAAGUCUAAAGUAGAGCUAGAAGCCAGGUUACGAGCCCAAAUUGAGACCGAAUGGAAGGACGAAAUGGAAGCGGCCAGAAAGAGAGAGGUAGGUUAAUAUAAUUUGAGGUUGUGAUCUGUCGAGGUGAUUGAAAUGAGGAAAGUUUGUUAGAAAAGAGUUACAAGGCUAUGAAGAAGGUUUGCCGCUCAAUUUAUUUUUGAAAAGUUACUAUAACAUAAGGUUUCAAAGGGUUUUUCUAUCAUUUUUACUGUUUUUCUUGAAUUUUUUGAUGAAAUUUCGGAUAUUUGGGAUAAUAUUAAACUAUUUCUUUUCAGGCUGAAACGUUGGCUCGACUAAAAGACAUGGAGAAGAAUCUAGAAGACCGGCGGAAAGAGUUGGACGAGGAGAAGGGCAAAAUGGUAGGCUACUAUAAUAUGUACAUCAAUAUUAGUUUGAUGGUGAAAUAUUAAUGAAAAACUUGAUUUUUUGGUUUUUAAACUUGUUUUAUGGAGUGGAAAGUUAACUUUGGCUAUUUGUUACUUAAUUUUUUAAUUUUUUUUUGAAAAUUUAGAAAAAUUUGCGAUUUUAUUAUCUAAAACAAUAUGAUUUCAGAACGAAGAACGACUUCAAAUGCUAGAAUCCAAGUCCAAAGCCGAAAUGGAGCGAAAUCAGCUGCGCGAAGAGUUGGAGAAGCUGAAGAAGUCGGAACAACAUUCCAUCCUGAACAAGGGCGGUUUCCAACGCGCCCCAAUCCGCUUUGGCUUCAAAAGCAACUAA